Messenger RNA from Clupea harengus (Atlantic herring), 3127 nucleotides. It is a transcript of the gene glcci1b, whose product is annotated as glucocorticoid induced 1b. Lineage: Eukaryota; Metazoa; Chordata; Actinopteri; Clupeiformes; Clupeidae. Gene Ontology annotation, cellular component: cytoplasm. The record is from RefSeq and is a predicted model, not a curated record. Gene Ontology annotation, biological process: podocyte development.
CUGUUAAUCUGUGAAGUUCUACAUUUUACUUAUACUUGCUUUGCAAUUAGCCUAUAACCUAGCUGCGUAACAAAAUGAAAGGAAACAAGCGUCGAAGUUAACCAUUAACAGUUAUUUCUCACGGAUUAGACGGUCAUACUCAAGAGAAAAGUUAAUACUAAUACGUUAUUAUGUCAGCGGCAUCGGACACAAACUGUCACUUUCAACAACAAAGACUGAGGCUUGGGAGCGCUGGUUCCCCCAGUUUACCCAACAAUAGCAGCAGCCGGCUCCAGCCCAUUCGUGCCAUCGUUCCCUAUCAGCUUUUGCGCGGUGGUCAGCAAAGUCCACCGCGGUCUUCCUCUGUCUGCGCCGGGAGCGGUAACAACGCCGGGGCAACACUGUGCCUCAGCUCGAGCCCACCGUGUCAGAUACAGCUGCUUUCAAGUCAUGGAGGAAACGCCGCGGUGGAUCACAGGCUGCCUGCGAUGCAGAGACUUUCUCCCGAAAGCAGGAGCUCGCCUGAAAGACCUUUAAACUCAACCUACAGAGCUGAGAGGCCCGUGCCACAGCCGGUCCGCAGCUCUACUGCCAUCCGCCGCACAUCUUCCCUGGACACUGUCACCAUCACCGUCACCGGGCCCUACCUCACGGGUCAGUGGCCUCGCGACCUGCACACUCCUGACCCGUCUUGGACCAGAGACAAGGCCACACAGACAUCCUGGUUGUGGGGAGAAGACAGAGGAGAUCUGGCAUGUGUGCAUCAGCGCUCAGCAUCUUGGGGUAGUGCAGAUCAUCUCAGAGAGCAGAUCGCUAAGCUCAGGCAACAGCUGAAGAAGCAGGGGGUCAGGCCUUGCCGGGAGAAGGAGAGAGAGAAAGAAAGAGAGAGAGAGAGGGAGAAGGAGCAAGGGCAGGGGCCAUCUAACGCAGGCAGCCUGGCACAGACAAAGGCACCAGCUCCUUCUACUGCCUUGAAGUCCCUGGCAUGCAGAGCACCUAGUUACACAGAGGGCAUCAACCAUGAGCUGGAGAACGUCUUCAUCAAUGACGAGUGGGAAAGGGACGACUUGAAGCUGUUGGAGGUUCAAGAUGGGCGAAGGGCCCCUUUCCCCCUGCAUUGCCAUGACAGCGGCACCAGCAGCCGCGGCAGCAGACGGAGCGCAGACGCCCAGGCCGCCCCCAGCUGCUGCUCCAGCCCGAGGUGCCGCCACACCCCUUCGCCCUCCCCCACCGGGCCCCUCGACUCCCAGACCAGCAGCCCGUGGCUCCUGGAGGACCAGGACAAAGAUAGCGGGAGUGGCUCACCUCUGCCCAAAUAUGCGACCUCUCCUAAGCCUAACAACAGCUUCAUGUUCAAACGCGAGCCUCCCGAGGGGUGCGAGAAGGUCAAGGUGUUUGAGGAGACGAUAUCCAGUGGCUUCCCUCUCUUCUCCUGCCCUGAUAAAAACAAGGUGAACUUCAUCCCCACCGGCUCGGCCUUCUGCCCCGUGAAGAUGCCCUGCUCGGCUCUCCGGUCCUCCAGGCUAGGAGCAGUAGGUCCCCACACAGCCGACCACGUCUCGGGCUCCACCUCCUCCUCCUCCUCCUCCUCAGGAGACAGAGCACUUCCAUCGGGCCCCGGGACUCGCUAACACAUUACUCCUCACACCGAACAUUGCCUCAUCUUCAGCCCAACAUCAGGGUCCAGACUCACCUCCAAGGCCUUCUGUUUCAAACCACCCCCACACGUGGAAUUACACACAAGAUUUUGAUGCAGAUCACUUACUGGAAUCACUGUCAACACUGUGGAUGCCACAAUGCUCUCUCUUUGAAGCCUGAACAAGGUUUUCUUAGGAACUCUUGCCAUUGCAGGGGCCCUUUAAAAAUAUAAAAAAUAAAAAAAUAUACCUGCAAUUUGAAAAAUAUAGAACCUCGAAGAGGAAUGGGAAUAGAGAGAGGCACAUGCAUUGCUUAUCACAAGUUAAAGUAGUUUUCUUCCUGUGUUAAAACUCCAAUAUGUUGAUGUGUGUGUAAGAUUUUUGUAUGGACAUGUCAUAUAGUGUAUUUUUCUAAUUUAGAACUCCGUGGCUCUGCAGUACCCAGAAUCUAUUCUGUACAGAUGCAUGUGUGUUACUGAGCUUCGGAUGCAACGCUAGCAGUGUUGUAGCACGGUAUCCUGCUCCAUGCUAUGACAUGUGUCCUCAGGUUCUCUGGAAUGGAUAUCAAAGUGGGUUGGAUCCACUGUGUCUGCAAGUUCACUGGAAAAUACUCCACUCAGUGCCUUUGCUCCAUGGCCUACCAUAGUACAAUGUCUCUUAUAGUUCAGUGUUUGUCCCCAUGGAAGUACUUCGAGCCUAACAUCUUCAGCUGAUCCACAAUCCCAACCGCUGCACUCUAGGGUACAGACUCCUGAUGUAGCAUAUGAGUCAUAACAUGUUUUCAACUUUCAGCAUAAGAUUGCUAUAAUAUGAUUCCAAUACUUUGCCAAAUGUUUUGACUAAACACAGAUUAUAGAGUUGAGUUUGAUUGUCUAACACAUUAGUCAUCCAGGAGUAAAAUACUUCGUGUGAAGUUGACUCAAAGGAUGUACUGUACUAAUACAGUAGCACCACUGAUGUCUGUAUCGUAAAGUUGACGAAAGGAUGUUUGUAAGUAAGUAACGAGGCUCAUAGUCACUAGAUAGAGGGCCAGGUGGAUGUCUGGAUGCUUGCUAGCAUUUGAGUACCCAAUAUAUGCUAUUUUAUAUCGGACCGAUGCCACAAAAAAGACUUUGCGGUAAACGGUGAGCUUUUCACUUAAACAAAUGACUCUCCCUUAAAGUAACAUUACAAAGUUACUCUAAACUAAAAUGUAAUCUGAUAAUCAGAGUGCACAGUUAUGUUAACCUUAGCUUUGACAAUUACUGUAUGUGUCACUGAAAUAAUAUGAGAAUCAAAUAAAGCCAGAGCAGCCAAAUCUACCCAAUUGGACCAAUGCUUUUACUUAAUAUGGGAAGCAUCUGUUUAGGGCUGGGAACAUUAUUUAUUUUUCACCUUUUGCAAGUUUUCAGCUUCUCAAAUCUUUGUAUGUGUUAAUUGUGUGUUAUCAGAGAUUGCUACAAGUUGCAAUGUACCUUUCCACACAGUAGCUGUGGGAUCUUUUUUUUAAUAAAUAAAGGAAUGAGCAAAAA